Messenger RNA from Prorocentrum cordatum, 1866 nucleotides. Lineage: Eukaryota; Dinophyceae; Prorocentrales; Prorocentraceae. The record is from the annotation of a GenBank genome assembly.
AUGGCCCAGCAGCUGGACCGCGCGGGCACCUCGGGUUAUUUCCUGUCCCUGCCCCCGCUCGAGUCCAACUUCGAGCAGGACGUGGCCCUGCAGGUCUACCUCUCCUCGCUGCUGGGCGGCGGAGGCGCCGGCGGCGUGGAGGACGAGGCCUUGGCGGACCUGCGGCGCUUCGGCCGCCGCUGCGUGCGCGAGCUGGACCCGCUGGCCCGGGAGAUGGAGAGGCAGGGGCCACGGCUGGAGGCCUUCGAGCCCUUCGGCCAGCGCGCCAACAGGCUGUUGGUCUGUGGCGCGUGGCGGCGCAUGAAGGAGAUCUCGGCCGAGGAGGGCCUCAUAGCGCUCGGGUACGAGCACGAGGAGAAGGGCCGGCCUCGCCGGCCGGUGCUGAACCACCGGCUGCACCAGGGCGUGAAGCUGCUCUGCUUCGGGCCCAGCGCGGGCAUGUUCAGCUGCCCGCUGGCGAUGACGGACGGGGCGUGCAAGCUGGCCAGCGCCUUUCCACGGCACGCGUGGCUGCAGAAGGUCAAGGUGCACUGCACGAGCAGGGACCCUCGGGAGUUCUGGACCAGCGGGCAGUGGAUGACCGAGCGGGCGGGGGGGAGCGACGUCACUGGAGGGACGAGGACCGCCGCCACGCAGGUCGGCAGCGCCUCUUCGGGUGAGGGCGACGAUGCGUCCUGGAGCCUCAGCGGCUACAAGUGGUUCAGCUCUGCUGCGGAUGGGGAGGUGUCCAUCACCUUGGCCCGCGUGGGGAGCGACAAGAAGCCGACGUGCUUCGGGGUGGAGACGAGGCAGGAGGAUGGUCAGAGCCUGAAGGACUCUAUCCAGCUGGUUCAGCUGAAGGAUAAGCUGGGGACCCGGCAGCUUCCCACUGCGGAGCUGGAGCUCACGGACUUGGAUGCAGUGAGGAUCGGUGAGCGCGGCCACGGUGUCGCUGCCAUCUCCGCGCUGCUGAACAUCACCCGCGUUCACAAUUGUCUCGGGGCUUGCGGCUUCAGCUCGCGGGCCCUGGUGAACGCGAAGCGCUUCGCGCUGUACAGGGAAUCCUUUGGCAGGAGGCUCUGCGAGAACGAGCUGCACCUGCACACCCUGCUGCAGCUGGAGGUCGCUUACAGGGCCAGCCUGUUCCUGACACUAGACGUAACGCGCAUGCUGGGAGAGCUGGAGUACAGGCAGGUGCACUCCGCCGAUCCUGUCCCAGGCUGCUUCCAGGACUUCUCCACGCCAGAGCUGGAGGCGCUGGUGCGGACUCUGACCCCGAUGGGCAAGCUCUACACCGCCAAGCAGUCGGUGCUGAUCUGCUCGGAGGCGCUGGAGUGCCUCGGGGGCGUGGGCUACCUGGAGACCUCGGGCAUGCCGCAGCUGCUGCGGGACACGCAGGUCCUGCCGGUCUGGGAGGGCACCACCAACGUCUGCUGCCUGGACAUCCUCCGGGCGCUCUCGCACCCGCCCGCCGGGGGGGCCCCGCCGGCGGAGGCGCUGCAGAAGUGGCUCCGCGCGCAGGCGGAGGGCUCGAGGUGGGCCGGGGCGCUGCAGGAGGCGUGGGAGCCGCUGCGGGCCCGCGCGGGGGAGCUGGGCGCGCCGGCCGAGGGCGGCGGCCCCCGCGCCCUGUGCAGGGAGCUCGGCCUCUCGCUCUGCAGGCUCGCCGCCGCGGCGAGCCUGGCGGGCGCCUGGCGGCGGCUGCCGGCGCCUGGGCGCCCCGCCGCGGAGCUGGUGGUCGACGAGUUCCUCUGCGCGGACUCCGGCCUGCAGAUCGGGCGCAUCGCCGCCCGGAGGCUGGACGCCGCCCCGCCCCCGAGGCGCCUGGCGCAGCUGGCCGUGUUCGGCCCAGAGGUUCAGCUCGGCGCUGUCGCGGCCUCCAAGCUGUGA